Molecule: messenger RNA, 3237 nt
Organism: Danio rerio (zebrafish)
Lineage: Eukaryota; Metazoa; Chordata; Actinopteri; Cypriniformes; Danionidae
Source: RefSeq, a predicted model, not a curated record
CGGAAAAUAUCGGGCUAUUCUCUUUAGUGUUUGCCCUGUCCACACUCACCCUCUCUACCUCUUCCCCGUAUUUUCAUACUAAACCAUUCUAGAACCCCUAUAAAAAGGACGAAAGCGAACAGACACUACGCUUUAACAUCUUAUCUCAUGGAGUAAAUCACAGCCGGAGAGAAAUAAAACCGAGGUAGAGCUUUGCAGUCGUUUUUCACUCUACAAACCCACAAUCUUCAUUCUCUCUCUUUCACACACAACUCUCUCUGUAAUAUUCACUUCUUUCCCGACUGCAAGGUUUAUAUCUGGUCAUUCAAUCAACCCACCUCUCUACAAGCCAAUCAGAAUGUCACAGCUUCAGUUCCAAGCGCCUGGCAACCCUGCACCCAGCAGCGCCCCUUUACAACUGGCCCCGCCCCAACCUGGGUUCAGCAUUCCCUGUGGGACCGCCCCCUUACCCUCAGAGAGUGCCAGUCACCCACUGCGAAACUCCGCUCUGCCUUCUGCCUCAGCCACGCCCUUCUGUAACCCUACAGUAUCUAACAUGGCAAACCCUAAAGAGAAGACCCCAAUGUGUUUAGUAAAUGAGUUAGCCCGUUACAACAAGAUCCAACCUGAAUACAAGCUGCUCAGUGAAGAAGGACCAGCCCACUCCAAGAUUUUCUCAGUGCGCUUGACUCUGGGGGAUCAGCAUUGGGACGCAGAGGGGACCAGUAUUAAAAAAGCGCAGCACUCUGCAGCAUCAAGUGCUCUCGCCCAAACAACUCUCCCCAAACCCAGUCACAGAAGCCCCCGCCACCCCGGUAAGAGCCCAGGUGGGAUCUACAAGGGCUCAGAGUAUAAUGUAACCCACACUGUGGAGCUUAAUGCACUUUGUAUGAAGUUGGGCAAAAAGCCCAUCUAUAAACCUAUAGAUGCCUACCAGGGGAUGAGACCAGCAUUUAACUACAACAUCAGAGCACCAAGCCCGUAUGCACGCUCCAUGCAGCAUUAUUACUACCCAUUUCCUCCUGUGGGGCCAGUACUGUAUCAUAUGGAGCUGUCAAUCGGUGGUCAACAGUUUCAUGGCAAGGGCCGCACACGUCAGGCCGCCAAACAUGACGCUGCAGCCAAAGCUAUCAAAUACCUGCAGAAAGAGCCAAUAUUGCAGCAAAUAACUGAGAUGACGGACGAGCCAGCACAAGAAAAUCUAAACAAAUCAGAGAUUAGCCAAGUGUUUGAGAUUGCAUUAAAGCGCAACAUGCCUGUGGACUUUGAGGUGCUAAAAGAGGCAGGGGCUCCUCACAUGAAGAGUUUUGUGGUGAGGGUAGUGGUAGGUGAGUUUGCAGGGGAGGGUGAAGGCAAAAGCAAGAAGAUUGCAAAGAAACAAGCUGCCAUCGCCGUCCUGGAGGAGCUGCGCAGACUGCCUCAACUUCCUGCCACUGACAAAAUACCAUUACGCAUUAAGAAGAAAAGCAAGUCCAUAAUUAAGCUGCAGACCAGUCCAGAGUACGGUCAGGGCAUGAACCCCAUCAGCAGACUGGCUCAGAUCCAGCAGGCCAAGAAAGAAAAAGAGCCAGAGUACACUUUAGUAACGGAGCGAGGACUGCCUCGGCGCAGAGAGUUUGUCAUGCAGGUAUCAGUUGCGGGUCAGAAUGCUGAGGGAAUGGGACCUAGUAAAAAAGUGGCCAAGCGAAAUGCAGCGGAGAAAAUGCUGGAACUUCUGGGCUUCAAAGUGCCUCAGCCACAACCUCCCAAACCGGCACUGAAAACUGAUGAGAAACCGCCUGCUAAGAAACUUGGAGAUGGACGAAAAGUGACCUUUUUUGAGCCGGGAUCUAUGGAGAAAGCUGGUCUUGUGGUCAGUAAGGAGGAGGAUUUCCGCCUUCCCUUCCUCAGCCAUCAGCAGCUUCCGGCUGGCAUUUUACCCAUGGUGCCUGAGGUAGCACAGGCGGUGGGUGCCAACCAGGGUCCCCAUGCCAAAGACUACGGUCGCACAGCUGCCCCAAACCCAGCCAACGCUACAGUGACGGCCAUGAUUGCCAAUGAGCUGCUGUACGCUGGCACUUCCCCGACCGCUGAGGGAAUACUGAAGACCAACAACAGCCUGGCACACAGACCCCAAGGGCCCCUGACCAGACCAUCUGAACAGCUCAGCUACCUGGCCAAUGUACAGGGCUUACAGGUUGAAUAUAAAGACUUUCCCAAAAAUAACAAGAACGAGUUUGUGUCUUUGAUCAACUGCUCCUCUCAGCCUCCUCUCAUCAGCCACGGCAUCGGCAAGGACGUGGAGUCCUGCCAUGACAUGGCUGCUUUGAACAUCCUGAAGCUCCUGUCAGAACUUGACCAGCAGUCCAAUGAGCGCACAGCUAAUGGACCAAUGUCAGGGUGCACCAAACAGGACCUAGAGGGUGACGCAUUACUAAAACCGGCUAACUCAAGCACCAUGGGAAAGACUCUGGAUGGGACAGCCUAGAAUUGUCUAUCGAAGUGGUCAUUUUAUUUGCGAAACACUAGAGAAAAUUCAGAAGCAGAGUUUCUGUCGGCUGCUCAUAAACACAAGUCUUCAAUUCCCAAUUUAAAUGAAGUAUGAAACUCAUUUAAACAAGGUCAAGAUAUAUCGUAGUUGUUUAAUUGUACGCAAACGGCGAUACAUUUUAACCGCUUUGGAAUAGUCGCCUCAUCAUAUCCAUUGAAGUGGAGGUUUUGUUUUUCCGUUGUUAAAUUGUAAAAAGAUUAUCGUGAAGUUUGACUCGAGUAGACCGGCUAUGUUUCGUUGUUCAUGAUUUUUUUUAUUUUCACGCUUUUAUUUUUCUCUUGUUUUUAACAUUGUGUUAUGUGAACCCAUAGAGUUGGGUUAUUGUGUUAGCGCUGUUGUGAAGUGCAGUAUGAAACCCCAUUGAAGGAUAUGAUGAAGCUCUCAUACAUGUCUCUGCUGCGGUGAUUUUUCUCCAGUGCUUUUUUUUGAGUUACGACGACGACCAUAACACAUACGGAAAACGAAAUUUCAACUACAUCGUCAUGUAGGUCUGGGAAAAAGUGUUGUUGUGACUUCAGUAUAGAGUGUGUGAUUGUGUUUUUUCUGUUUGUUGUGUGAGAGAGCGUGAGCGAGUGAAUGUAUGUUCAAGCACGCUAAUGUUCAGUCAUGUCAGUCAGUUAAACUGAUGCAUUCUCCUGUCCGUGUCCACCCUGUCCACUCUGCCAGUUGGAUUUUGUUUUCCUCAAAAUAUAAGUAAAAACUUUGUGCAUCUCGCACAAAUAAAAGUG